ACAACUCGAACUUUCGCAGACACAAACCAUGGCGCACGGCGGCGAUGCCGCGGCUCCACUCCUCGCCUCAUCGGCCAAGCCGCCCGGCGGCGAUGAGCCCCGCCGGAACAUGUACGCCUUCGGCUGCGCCACGCUCGCCUCCAUGACCACCGUCCUCAUGGGCUACAAUCUCGCGCUGAUGAGCGGCGCGCAGCUGUUCAUCCGGGAGGACAUCGGGCUCACCGACGCACAGAUCGAGGUGCUCGCCGGGUCGAUGAACGUGUACAUGCUGGUAUCCAUCCUCGCCGCCGGCUGGGCUGCCGACCUGCUCGGCCGCCGCGGCACGCUCGUGCUGGCGAACGCGUUCCUCAUGGCCGGCGCGCUCGCCAUGUCGCUCGGCGCGAGCUACGCCGCGCUCAUGGCGGAGCGCUUUGUCACCAGCAUCGGCGUCGGGUUUUCGCUCGUCGUCGCGCCGGUGUACAACGCCGAGAUCUCGCCGGCGUCCGCCCGCGGCGUCCUGUCCUCCCUCCUCGAUAUGUUCGUCAACAUCGGCAUCCUGCUCAGCUACGUGUCGAACUACGCACUGGCCGGCUUGCCGGUGCACGUCGGCUGGCGCGUCAUGUACGGCAUCGGCGUGCUCCCGCCGGUGUUCCUCGCCGCAGGUGUGCUCGCCAUGCCGGAGUCGCCGCGCUGGCUGGCCAUGCGCGGGCGCUAUGCCGACGCGCGUGCGGUGCUCGUGCGCACCUCGGAUACCGUCGCGGAGGCCGAGCUCCGCCUCGAGGAGAUCAAGCAGGCCGUCGAGGCGCCGCAGGAGGAGGCCGGCGUCGGCGUGUGGCAGGAGCUCCUCCUCCGGCCGUCGGCGAUGGUCCGGCGCAUCGUCACCUGCGUGGUGGGGCUGCCCUUCUUCCAGCAGGCGUCCGGCAUCGACGCCAUCGUGCUCUACAGCCCGCUAGUGUUCAAGAAAGCCGGGAUGGCGUCGAACAGCGCCGUCCUGGGCGCCACCGUCGCCGUCGGGCUCGUCAAGACGUGCUUCAUCCUCGUCGCCACGCUCUUCUCCGACCGCCUCGGCCGCCGCCCGCUCUUGCUCGCCAGCACCGGCGGCGUGGCCGUGACGCUGACCUCGCUCGCCCUCACGCUCUGCACCACGCCGCCGUCGGCCGCGAGCGCCGCCGCGUGCGUCGCGUCCGUGAUGGCGUUCGUCGCGGCGUUCUCCGUCGGGCUCGGGCCAAUGACGGGGACCUACGCUGCGGAGAUCAUGCCGCUGCGGCUGCGCGCGCAGGGGACGAGCCUGGGCAUGGCCGUGAACCGGCUGACGUGCGGAGUGGUGAGCAUGACGUUUAUAUCGCUCGCCGACGGGAUCACCAUGCCCGGAUGUUUCUUCCUGUACGCCGGCGUGGCGGCCGCCGCAUGCGUGUUCGUCUACGUGCGGCUGCCGGAGACGAGGGGCCGGAGCUUGGAGGACAUGGACGUGCUCUUCGCCAAGUGAUCGACGCCUUACUUAGAUUUGAUGGAAGAGUCUCAAAGAAUGAAUUUUUUAGCACAAGAGCAUAGGUCCAUGUCUAUCAAGAAUGAUUUUUUUUUUAACUUUCAUUUUCUCUCAUCUUGGAAGAUAUAUGAUGUUGUAGCAUUUGGCAUCCAAUGGGACUUCCCCACCCAUGGUAAGCAACAACAGGGACAAUGGUGACAGAGUGACAGAUGGGUCUUGAUCUUUUUGGAUGUACUUUUUCUUGAUGUGUUCUAAAUGUUUUGAUCUGAGGGUAUACUUCCCGUUUAGU
Molecule: messenger RNA, 1754 nt
Organism: Oryza brachyantha (malo sina)
Lineage: Eukaryota; Viridiplantae; Streptophyta; Magnoliopsida; Poales; Poaceae
Product: polyol transporter 5-like
Exons: 3
Coding region: 29-1465 (478 amino acids)
Biological process (GO): transmembrane transport
Cellular component (GO): membrane
Molecular function (GO): carbohydrate transmembrane transporter activity
Source: RefSeq, a predicted model, not a curated record